UAUUUUCUCUCAAAUCACAUACAAUAAACACACACAAAAUAUAUACUAUUUACACACAGUAAUCACACAUAGAGAUGGCAGCGUCUACCAAAACAGCAGUUACGAAGAAAGCUCCCGCCGUAAAGAAACCUAAAUCUCAUCCUACUUAUGCUGAGAUGGUGAAAGAUGCAAUUGUAUCAUUGAAGGAAAGGACUGGAUCUAGCCAGUACGCAAUCGCCAAACACAUCGAAGAUAACCAGAAGGACCUACCUGCAAAUUUCAAAAAGAUGUUGCUAGUUCAGUUGAAGAAGCUUGUUGCUGCCGGAAAAUUGACUAAGGUGAAAAACUCCUUCAAGCUAGCCUCCGCCGUCGAGAAGCCGAAGAAGGCGGUUGCUGAGAAGAAGAAGACGGUUACUACUAAGAAACCUGCUCCUGCUGCGGCUAAGAAAGCUCCGGUUGCGAAGAAGGCGGUGGCGAAAACUCCGGUGAAAGGAAAGAAGGUUGUGAAGAAGGCUGCUCCGGUUAAGGCGGCGGCGAAAAAGCCGAAAAGUAUCAAGUCUCCGGUGAAGAAAGUUGCUGCUAAGAAGAAGGUCACUGCUGCUAAGAAAUGAGAUUGUUUGGCUAAUUAGAGUUGUUUUUAAGGGGUAAUUUGUGUAAAUCUGGGGGUGUGGUUAGGGUUAGGGUUUGUUUGGCUAAUAGAAUUAGUGUUUAGAAAAAGUGGUGGUUAUGGUUUUAAUCGAAUGGUUUGAGUUUUGUUUUUAAUAUCCUGUUAAUUGUGGUUCAGUAAAAAGUAAUUUAACCGACGGUUAUAUA
Molecule: messenger RNA, 792 nt
Organism: Erigeron canadensis
Lineage: Eukaryota; Viridiplantae; Streptophyta; Magnoliopsida; Asterales; Asteraceae
Product: histone H1-like
Exons: 2
Coding region: 75-590 (171 amino acids)
Biological process (GO): chromosome condensation; nucleosome assembly; negative regulation of DNA recombination
Cellular component (GO): nucleus; nucleosome
Molecular function (GO): nucleosomal DNA binding; double-stranded DNA binding; structural constituent of chromatin
Source: RefSeq, a predicted model, not a curated record